AUGGCACUCAAAUUCCUCACUGCCCACAGCGGCUCUUCCGGAACCAGCAGCAGUGUCAAAUACUUUGAUGUCCGCCUGGGCAAUGACUAUAUCGUCUUUCGCGGAAACGAGGACGAGUCUUCCAGCGCCGAGCUGUCCGGCUCGGUGGUCCUGUGUCUCACAGACAUCAUGAAUAUCUCUCACAUUUCCCUGACUCUGAGUGGAAUCGUUCAUAUGUCAUGGCAGACCUCCUCCACCUCCUCCAUGUCUGGUAGACGUUCCACUUACAAAGAAAAGACCUUCUUCGAGAAGAAUUGGGUGUUCCUCGACGCUGCCAAAGGAAAGACCGAAACCCUCCUGCCCGACAACUACGAGUGGCCCUUCCAAUGUAUCCUCGAUGGCGCAUUGCCCGAAAGUGUCGAAGGCUUGAAGGAUGCUUGGGUCAUCUACCGUCUCAAAGCAGAGAUCGUGCGGAAACGAGGUCGAGACAUCGUUGUGAGAAAGCCUCUGCGCAUUGUUCGAACCCUAGAUUCCAGUGCGUUGGAACUGGCUCACGCCAUGUCUGUCGAGAACAUCUGGCCGAACAAGAUCGAAUAUUCCAUCAGCAUACCGAACAAAGCCGUCGCCUUCGGAUCAUUCGUCCAGGUCGACUUUAAACUCAUCCCUCUCCUCAAAGGACUGGUCAUUGGAAACGUUUCGACUCAAGUCAAGGAGGAGCAAGAAUUUGUCGUCGACCCUGAAUGGGGUGUGCAUGCGAUGAGCAACGGCGUCACGAAACACGAUCGCGUCAUCGUCUCCGACAUGUACAAGAUCAAUCCGGAGAGCGAUGAGCAAAUCCUCGACGAAGAGGCCGAGGGCUUUCAAUUCUCUCGCUAUCUGGAACUGCCAAAGAGCUUAAAUCAGUGUCUACAAGACUGUAACGCAAAAGGCAUCAAGGUCCGACACAAAGUCAAGUUCAACGUUCAGCUGCACAACCCCGAUGGACAUAUCUCCGAACUUCGAGCGAACCUUCCCGUUUCAUUUUACAUCUCCCCCAGCUUGCCCAUAAACGAAAAUAACGAUCUGGUCGACCAAACCCCGCAAGCGAGACGUGCGGCCGUUGCCAAUGAUUUAGCAAACGCCGCCCCUCCAGUCUAUGGAAAGCAUACUCUGGAUCUGCUAUACUCAGAUAUGGACGGAUACAGGACUCCUGGAAUGACCCUGUCCAAUCCUGGAACACCCUACCUUCAUAGCCGGCAUGCCUCUUCCGAUAAUCUUGCCAGUCUUGCGGCCAUAACGAACGGAAACUAUGUCUCCCCUACCGCUCUCGAGAAUAGGCUUCAGGAUUUGCGGGGAGGAGGUUCGUCGUUGCCAAGAGAGGCAGAGGGCGAGCGCUAUCUCGCUGCUGGCGGACCCCUCCGGUCAAGAAGUAAUUCUGCUUCUCAGCCAUUAUCUGAUGACUACUUCAACACCCAUAGCCAAUCAAAUUCGUCCAAUACUAUCCGACUCAGUCCUUGCGAGGUGGCUUCUUACUCAGGUGGCCCAUUUGGAUCAUCAAGUCAACCAGGGAGCAAUAUUAUGUCGAGAAGGACGUCGGAAGAAGAGGACAGCCAUCAAUCAGGGGCUCGCACACCGUUCCCUCAAUAUGAUCACAUGGAGGAUCUGGAUCUGGCCAAGAUUCCUUCCUAUUCGACAGCGGUCAAGACUCCAGCUCCGAGAACAAACAGAAGUUCGAGCACACUGCCAACUUACGAUACCGCCGUGCGAGAACCCACCCCUCCAGCCCUGGCCGAGCCGCCAACCGCAUAUAUUCGCUCGGCUCCAAGAAUCCCCGGAAGCCUUUCUUCCAGCCCUUCGGAUUUGGGCCUCCUUGGAUCGAGACAUGCAGCCCCUCACAGAAUUGUCAACACGAUUCAAGAUGAGGAGCGCAGGUUGAGAUUGUUGCAGCAAAGGGCUCGGUAG
Messenger RNA from Exophiala aquamarina CBS 119918, 1920 nucleotides. RefSeq lists its product as uncharacterized. Gene Ontology annotation, molecular function: protein-macromolecule adaptor activity; ubiquitin protein ligase binding. The transcript is spliced from 3 exons. Gene Ontology annotation, cellular component: cytoplasm; cytosol; plasma membrane. Gene Ontology annotation, biological process: ubiquitin-dependent endocytosis. The record is from RefSeq and is a predicted model, not a curated record. The coding region runs from base 1 to 1920 and encodes 639 amino acids. Lineage: Eukaryota; Fungi; Ascomycota; Eurotiomycetes; Chaetothyriales; Herpotrichiellaceae.